AUGAGCAGCGAUUCUGCGAUGAUUGCAGCAAAUGGCUUCAUUUUGAUCAGUCUCGGCUCGGAAUUCUUUCGCAAAGCAACGAAAAUCCAACAAUGUUUUCAGAGAGCCGACAUGGCGUUCCGUAUCGGUGGUGGGAAAGAUCCUGUGGCGCCAUAUUAUGAUACUGAACGCAUCAUAGAAAUAGCCAUGAAGAACAAUGUUGAUGCAAUCCACCCUGGCCACGGUUUCUUGGCGAAAAGUCCACGGUUUGCUCAGCAAGUUGUUUCCGCUGGAAUGAAGUACAUCGGACCGACAGCAGGUGUGAUCGCACAAAUGCGCGACAACUUGCAAGCUCGUCAGUGCGCCAUAAAGGCGAAACUGAAGGUACUCGUAGCAAACAGAGGAGAAGUAGCAGCACGAAUACUUCGAACCCUCCGUGAAAUGGAAAUCGAAUCCGUUGGCAUCUAUACGUACGAGGACCGCUUCACCCAGCACCGUUUGGUAGAUCAUUAG
Molecule: messenger RNA, 492 nt
Organism: Cooperia oncophora
Lineage: Eukaryota; Metazoa; Nematoda; Chromadorea; Rhabditida; Trichostrongylidae
Source: the annotation of a GenBank genome assembly